Messenger RNA from Onthophagus taurus, 1660 nucleotides. RefSeq names its product DNA primase subunit 2 (gene Prim2). Gene Ontology annotation, cellular component: alpha DNA polymerase:primase complex. Lineage: Eukaryota; Metazoa; Arthropoda; Insecta; Coleoptera; Scarabaeidae. The record is from RefSeq and is a predicted model, not a curated record. Gene Ontology annotation, biological process: DNA replication, synthesis of primer; DNA replication initiation.
UGUUUUAAAGGUUAGUUUUAGCGCGAAUUGUUAAAAAGUUCUGUAAGAAAAAUAAUGGAUUUAAUUGGAAAUAGGCGAAAGCGAGUUAAAAAAACGAUAAUUAGUAAUUCUUUAAAAGAUGUUUAUUCGCACGAUUUGCAAAUGUAUUUAACUCCUCCUGGCGAUGAGAUACAACUGUCCGAAUUUGAAGAAUUAGCUUUGGAACGGUUACAUUUAUUAAGAAUUUUGGAACAGGCUUCCCAAAAAGGGUUUAAGCAUUUUAGUGCAGAUUGGAAAGAGUGGGUUUAUUCGGAAUUAAUAAAAAAUAAUUUAAAGAAGUUUUAUAAACUAGCUAAAUCAACAGGGACUAACGCCCCAACUGAUCUUGAUUUACAAGCUCGAAGAGCUGAUCAUAUCUCUCAUUUUAUAUUACGAUUGGCUCAUUGUCGUGCUGAACCACUAAGACAAUGGUUUGUAAUUAGAGAAUUAGAGUGGUUUAAGUUAAGAUAUUCGCAAUUAACUUCAAAAAGUAUUGAACAAUUUCUGGAAAUUAAUAACUUUGUUUAUAAACCUAUAUCAGAUGAAGAAAAAAGUAAAUUAUAUGAAGAAUUAUAUGAUUCUACUUCUGGAACUUAUGUCAUUGAUUCAGUUGAUUUUUAUAAAGUAAAUUGCUUUGAAGUUCCAACUUUAAUUAGAAAUAGGAGUGUUUUGGUUAAAGCAGGAUUUGCAUACAUUCCAAGUUAUGAAUUGAUUACUUGUAUAUCUGGGAUGUUUAGAUCAUCUUUAAAUGAAGCUUUGGCUUAUGCAAGUAAACGUUUACCAUCCAUGGAUGAUGACCGUAUCAAUUUCCUUUUAACAAAUCUUCAUCAAAUUUACAAAGGGAAUGAUUAUACAAUACCAAAGAAUACAACAAACGUUUCCAUUGAAAACAUUGAUUAUUAUGCAAGAGAAAACUUUCCUUUAUGUAUGAAUCACAUUUACAAAAUCCUCAAACAAGAACAUGGUUUAAAAUAUACAUGCAGAUUACAUUUUGGGUUAUUUAUAAAAGGAAUAGGAAUUAAUUUUGAGGAUGCGAUGACAUUUUUUCAUGAUGAAUUCACUAAGAGGAUUGAUAGUGGAACUUUCGAAAAGCAGUAUUCUUAUUGGGUGAAAUAUAUGUAUGGAAAAGUUGGUAACCGCACUGACUUCACCCCAUACAGUUGUAACGCAAUUAUUAACUCUAAUGUUGGACCAGGGGAACAUCAUGGAUGUCCAUUUAAACAUUGGGAUCCAACAAAUUUAAAAGCUAAGUUACAUGAAACAAAAAUUAGGGAUCCAGAUAUUUUUGAUAUUGUUGAAAUGUCAAGUAAAGGCCAUUACCAAAUUGCAUGUUCGAAAUGUUUUGACUCAAUACAUGAUCAACAAAAUAAAAUGAUAGUGACACAUCCAAAUCAGUACUUUGCUGAAAGCUUAAAAAUUCGAGGUGGUGUUUCUAAUAACGACGAAACUAAAUCAUCUACAAGAGUACCACAAAAGAACACUCCAAGUUCUAAUUCUAUAACGCAAAGUGAAGUUGAUUUAAUGGUAAACGAUGUCAAUUGGGAUGAUGAAAUGAAAAUGGAAGAAAACUAAUUUGUUUUAAUUAAUAAAAAAAUAUUUUUAUUCUGAUUGUAAAUAAUAAACCCACUUAAUAUUACCCAAA